GAAGGUAUGGUGUCUUUGUCUUUGUCUUUGUCACACAUGCAUGUGCAUAUAUUGACAUAAGAGAGUCUGUCUUUCUCUAACAGUAUACCCUAUAGGGUGCCACUUAUAUUAUUAUAUGCUAACCUACACACGCAGUCUAUCUCUCUUUAUGUCUAUGGGUGUGGACGACUAAUAUAAUACAUAGCAUACAUUGCAUACAUAUAUAUUAUAAUGGAACGCUAAUAUUAUCAGUAGUAUACAAGCUUGUUACUUGUUUAAUUUAUUUUAAAUUUAAAUUAAACCUAAAUCCGUAACAAAAAGUAAUUAAUGUUUAUACCUAUAUAAUAUCAAAUUCUUUUGCAUUUAUCAAAAUAUAUUAUGAAAUUUAUAUUUUGCCGCCAAUGUGUCAUGAAUGAAAACUUGGCAACGUCGCUAAAAGUAACCUCACUUCCACGAUCAGGCAUUCGCUUCCAUCGCCUUUUAUAGAGUCUUACUAUACGUCCUGCAAUUUAUAAUAACACACAAACAUUGACGAAAAUUGAGAUUUAUAAAGAACAAGCCCGUAGCAAUGGCUCAAGUACCAGACGCAGAAUUAAAGAAGGCUUUUGCAGAGCUGCAUUCAAAAGGGAUUGACACUAGACAAAAGCUCAAAUUGUCAGAUGUGCAAAUUGAAACACUUCGUAGGAUAAAACAGCGGGCUGAGCUCACACAAGUGGAAAUAAAGACAUUACCUGUAAAUACAAGAACGUUUGAAUCUGUUGGUCGUAUGUUCUUACUUCAAGAUAUAGAUACUAUCAAGACCGAUCUGGAAAAACAGACAAAAACAGCAGAUGAAAAGAUAAAAAUUCUAGAAACUAACAAACAUUAUUUACAGCGAAGCUUAAAGGAGAGUGAAAACAAUAUUAGAGAAAUGGUGCAGAAGAGACAAAAACAGGAGUCCAGUUAAAAACUGCAAUAUACAUAAUCUUAAAUUUGUAUCAUUUUAAAAUUUAAGUUUUUUAAUGAGUAAGACUUGUUCAUCUCACAAUUUACCAAGCUCUUAAAGGAUUCAACGUUUUUUGUCAUUGAAUAUAUUUAAAUUUUAAAAUAUCUGAAUUUAUAUUUUAAAAUGUAUUUUAAUACAACAUCAGCCUUUUGCAAUGACAACCUACAUUUAUAUUUUAUUUGUAGCAAUCAAUUAAAUCAAGGUAUUUCUCCAAAAAAUUAAUAAAUUUAUGUGUAUUCAAAUUA
This is a messenger RNA of Nasonia vitripennis (jewel wasp), 1209 nucleotides long. It is a transcript of the gene Pfdn1, whose product is annotated as prefoldin subunit 1. The coding region runs from base 548 to 925 and encodes 125 amino acids. Gene Ontology annotation, biological process: protein folding. Lineage: Eukaryota; Metazoa; Arthropoda; Insecta; Hymenoptera; Pteromalidae. The record is from RefSeq and is a predicted model, not a curated record. Gene Ontology annotation, molecular function: protein folding chaperone. The transcript has 2 exons. Gene Ontology annotation, cellular component: cytoplasm; prefoldin complex.